This is a messenger RNA of Oikopleura dioica, 2424 nucleotides long. Lineage: Eukaryota; Metazoa; Chordata; Appendicularia; Copelata; Oikopleuridae. The record is from the annotation of a GenBank genome assembly.
AUGUACUGGAACAUGAUGGGACAGUACGACUCGCCGCAGAUCGAGAAUUUGCUGCAGCGCGAGGAUUUACAGAUAAGUGAGCUGCUAGACGAAGACAGUAUAAUCAACGAGCUGAUACAUCGAAACGAGAAGCUCAUACAGUAUCUCGCGAAGGAGGAUACUCUCAAAGCAAUGCUGGACUACAUAACGAAAGAUUGUGGCUAUCAAGAAUUCAGCAUGGAUAACAUGGACGAGUUCAAGACGAAGCAGCUCCGUUUCAAACGCGCUCAUCAAGUAACCGAAUUGCUUAAUGCGGACAACGAAACUAUCUCCAAGGCCCUCAUCAAGAGCGAGGAACUCACAUCGCAGUUGUUGGACAUGCUUCAGUGCGAAAAAGACCUGAACCCUCUGCUAGCCUGCUUUUUCUCGAAAAUCAUUGGAAGUCUGAUGAAGCAGCAUCCGGAAGAUACGUGGACUCUGCUCAAGAAUCGUGAUAAUUUCGUCGACGAUAUUAUGAGACACAUGUCUACUUCGGGCAUUUCGGAUUUGAUAAUGCGUCUUGUCGUCUGCCCGAGCUACAACGAUCAAGUCCGCUCGGAAAUUAUAAAUUGGAUGGUCGACGAAGAGCUCGUCGAGAAACUCAUCAACCUUAUCAAUCUCGACGAAGGUGUCCACCGCGAUCUUCAUACAUAUGCAACGAACACGAUAAACGAGCUCAUAUCUAUCUUACGAAAUGAAAAUACAGAAGCCGCGCGGUGCCCCCUGCUUAAUAGACUUACUCAAAAAUCAACAAUCGAAAAAGUGAUCGCUCAGAUGCUUGUAGAACCUAUAAACAGCGCUAUAGUCGCGUCCACAGGGAGCAUUCUCUCAACAUAUCUGGAAAAGGUGCAGCGAAUCACACCUUUCGCAGCUUGGAUCGACGAUCCUGGCCAGGAGAGCGACAAAUACUAUCCUUCAGCUGCUCCUUGUGUUGAUACUCUUGCUAACCAUGUGUCUAGACUUAAGGAAAUUCUCCGAAACCCACCGCCAGAGCCUGCUGUUGCCUUGCCUCACUGUCGUCUUGAAAAGCCUCUGGGACGCGUCCGUCUUCAAAUCAUUCGUCUUAUUUCCGAAGCCAUUCCACAAAACGUACAACCCUUCUUCAACGCACUAAAAGAUGAAAAACUAUUAGAUAUAAUUCUUUCUCUCUUUAUUGAACAUGACAAUAACUCCUUUCUUUCUGGAUACGUUCGGGAUAUGAUUAUCCACCUUCUAGACGCAGACUAUUACACGUCGGACCUCUUUCAGCAUCUCAUUAAAGAUUGCAGGAUUCUAGAAAGGUUAACGAAAGCCUGGGAAGAUAGUGUCGAGGAAGAGCUUCAAGGUCAACCGAGAAGGGGGUACAUGGGUCAUCUUUUUCAGAUUCUGAGGGUGCUCUUCGAUCUUUUGGAUGACGAAACCGAUGAGGAACCGAAGUCCAAGUACCAGGAAGAGCGUCAACAGCAAAUCAAAGACCAUUUGGCAACGAACGACAUUACGGAAGAGGAGCGGAAAAGAUGGGACGACGUUAAACAGUGUAUCAAGGAUAGAAAAAAUCUGUAUGCAAGGGAGCUUGGAAGAAGUCAACGCGCUUCAAGCCCACCGACCGUGGACCCUAGUGCGAACUCGGAAGAUCAGCUUGCGAGAUAUCAGCAAAAGAUAAACACGCCAUUCGAGUAUGAAGACAAUUUCGACGACGAUAACAUUCGCCAGGAAAACCUCAGCGACGAUGAUGAUGAAGACAAGGAAGCCAGCUUCGAAAGCCAGCUCCGGGACAAAAACGACACGCGCGACUGGUUUGGGACUGACGACAGCAAUAAGGUCGUGGAUAACAUGAUCAUGGAUACCAACCAAGAUCCUUGGGGCGAACCUGCGGAAGACAAAGAAAAUGCGGACUUUGGAAGCCCAGGAUUCGCUGACUUCGGAAACUUCGACACUCCAAGUUUUGCGAACUUUGACAGUCCUGCAAAUACGUCGAACACUUCCAACACGUCUGUAGAGGAAACAGACUUUUGUCCGCCUUCUUGCUCAUCACCAUCUGCCGAAGAAAUGGAGAAAUACACGGAUAAAGAAGAAGUUAAAGAGGAGGAAGAAAAUGAAGUCAAAAUGGAAUGCGAGUCAGCUCCCAAACGCAAAAGACUUGAUGACUCGUCAAUAGUCAUUAAGAAACCAAAAAAUCUAGUUCCUGACGAGGAUUCGCAUGAUCCCGCGCCAGAUUCUGGCGAACAUUCAGAACCAAAUACUGAGGAGGUUAAGACGGUAGACGUCAAAACUGAAGCCGGCGAGGAGGCAACCCCUGCCGAAGGCGACAAAAUUUCAACAGAUGCCAAACCAGAACCAUCCCCGACGAGCGAACCUCAAACUAUCCCCAAAGACGAGAAACCAGCCACGCCUCCUCCGACGUCAGGGGCCACUUCUAGUGACUAA